Chanos chanos (milkfish) is the source of this 3455-nucleotide messenger RNA. Its product is annotated as FH2 domain-containing protein 1-like. The transcript is spliced from 11 exons. Lineage: Eukaryota; Metazoa; Chordata; Actinopteri; Gonorynchiformes; Chanidae. The record is from RefSeq and is a predicted model, not a curated record. Bases 75 to 3455 code for a protein of 1126 amino acids.
GGGUCUGCUCUACAUUUGCUGCUAGUCCCACUCUGACCCCACCUCAAUCCCCUCCUAACCCAUUAGUCUCUGUGAUGCAUGUGAUGAGCUGCAUCCCUUUUGGCAGAGAGGGGGAGAGCUACAGAGAGGUGGACGAUGAUGUAACCAUGCCAGUGCCUUCUUCUGACUCCAAAAGUGCCCGUCUCAAUGCUCCUCCACCUCCUCCCCCACCACCUCCACCUCCACCUCCUUCACCAGGCAUGGGAAAGCCUGAGUUAGGACUGAAACCGAAAAGGAGAGUAAGGAGUUUCUAUUGGAAACCAAUCUCAGAGGAGAGAGUGCGGGAACGGGGCAAGCCCAAUCUGUGGACCCUGGGCCAAACUGCUGGCCAACAGCAGUUCCAGAUCGAUGUCCGGACCAUUGAAGAACUCUUUGGCCAGGGAGAUGAGACACAGUCACCUGUAGGAACUGUUGCCAAGAUCAGCAGAGGAGGGAGGGGCUCUAUCAAAGAAACCAAAGAGGAAAUCACCAUCCUGGAUGCUAAGAGAAGCAUGAAUGUGGGCAUUUUCCUCAAGCAGUUUAAAAAGCCAAAUCAUUCCAUUGUUGAGGACAUUCGCUAUGGCAACAGUGAGUUGUAUGGGCCAGAGUCUCUCAGGGAACUGCUGAAACUCUUACCAGAAUCAGAGGAGCUGAAGAAGCUACAGGCUUAUAAAGGAGAUCCUUCAAGAUUAGCUCUUGCUGAUUCCUUCAUGUUUCAGCUCACCCAGGUGCCCAGUUUUGAGAUUCGGAUCGAGGCCAUGCUUCUGAAGGAGGAAUUCCUGUCGUCGUGCUCAACCAUAAACAAUGACAUUGAUGUCAUCCAGGCGGCCACUAAAGAGCUGAUGAACUGUAAGGAGCUACAUGCUGUCCUACACUUGGUGCUGCAGGCAGGAAACAUCAUUAAUGCAGGUGGAUAUGCAGGGACUGCUGUGGGCUUUAAACUCUCCUCUUUGCUCUCACUGGCUGACACCAAGGCCAACAAACCAGGCAUGAACCUGCUCCACUUUGUGGCUCUGGAAGCUCAAAAGAAGGACAAGCACUUGCUGUCAUUUCCUGAGAAGCUUCAGCAUGUCCAGACGGCAGCAAGGAUCUCAGUGGAAAACCUUGAGUUGGACUGUGAAUCUCUGUGCUCCAGGAUUCAGUCUGUCGAAAAGAAGAUAGAGAAAGACACUGAUCUACAAAAGCAGUUCAGCCAGUUCUUACAGAGUUCAAUGAAAGCCUUGGGCAAUAUGAAAAAGCGUAGACAGGAGUUACGGAAAGAAGGAAAUGCUCUCAUUGAUUUCUUCUGUGAAGACAAAGAGACUUUCAAAUUAGACGAGUGCUUCCGCAUCUUCCAGGACUUCUGUGUCAAGUUCAGGAAAGCCGUAAAGGACAAUGUGGAGCGGGAACAGAAGGAGGCAGCUAAGCACAAGCGUCUGAAAGAGCUGGAGGAAAAACGCCACUCGUGGUCUGGAGGGGAAGAUCAGAGCGGAGUGUUUGGCUUACGCUCCAGCAGUGAAACAGAUGUGGAGGGGGCCCUAGCAAGGGAAGGGCUUUAUGAUCUCCUCAAACCCUGUCCACUCAGCCCCCAGAGUCCUCUGGGGCGUUUUGGAAGCCUCCGGCGCUCCCGCCAAAGCUCCACAAACGUGGACCGUGACCUGCAGAGCUACCUGGAAAUGAACAACGACCUCAGCAGAACCGACCCCGCCAAGCCCCAUGUUUUCUCCUCCUCGGUGAAAAAAAGGACUGCAAUGUUUGACAGCCCUCCCUCUGAGCUGACGCUCACACGUCAGCGCUCCCCCGUCAUACGCACAUACUCCCCCACACACAGCCCAUUGUCCAACAACAAAAAUGACAUUAACAAUACCUAUAAAGAACAGUAUGACAACAAUAACUCAAAGACUGUGUCUGUGGACACUAGGGAUUCCAAUAAAAAUGUCAUUGACAAUAAGCUGGACAAAAGUAUCACCUCAGACUCAUUUGCACAUCUUCCCUCCACACAGAUGAAUGUGAAUGUGGAGAGACACACCCUUGUACCUGGUCUCCAAACCUUUGACCUUGUUAGUGCACCUCACGGUCAACAUGACAAUGAUGAGGAGUGUAACCAUGACAACGUAUAUAUAGCAAAACAGUUUCAAGUUGUGGAUCUAGAGGUGGUGAAGGAGAAUGCUAGAACACCAACUUCAGGUACUUGUUCAGGUAUCACAUGCACUGACGAAUGGAAAGAGGGCACAAAUGGAGAUUUGUGCUCUACACAAAAGGAAAACGAGGAAAGCGGAAACGUUUCCGGUGCUUUGACUCCUGACCCUACAUUGCCGGUGGAUACAGGAGUGAGCCUCGCAAAUGAGUCAGAGGAGAGUCAGACAGAGUGUACCUCCGCUAGUCAACUGAGCGAGCAAAUGUCAGCAUCAGCCCUGAUUCAUGAAACCUCAGAAAAUGCACCCUCCACUGAAGACUCAGACCCUGCCGAGUUAUCGCCACUUAAAUCUAAUGAGGCACCAGAGUCAAAAUCUACCAGUGAGGCGUCAGGUCCAGGAUCCACCAGUGAUGAUUCAAAGGGCAAGACUGAUGGUGAAGUCUCAAGAUCUGUGCCAAGCACUGUCUCUCUGGAUGAGAACAGAGAGAAUGCAGCAGCAAACUCUGUUGGAAAAGCCCCCAGCAAAGCUUCAACCUCCAAACCCAAUCCGAAACCGACCACCUCCCCUAAAAUGACAAGCCCUCACCAGGUCCGCACCCUUACCCCGUCUGAAAAACAGGACAUGCGCAGGGUGGUUCCCAUCACCCGCCUCAGUCGCUCUGGAAGCUCUGCCAAAAAUACAGACAAAUCUACCACAGACCAUCAAACCCCCCCCACCUCACACAACUCCAACUUUCAGCGUGAACCUCACAGAACAAGCCUCCGUGGCAGCGCCCAACACGCCCAGGUUGACCAAAAGCCAUCUGCACGUAAGCCAAGUGCCAAAGCGGUGCGGAGCGCAACACCCAAACCCCCCCCAGAGGAGAAAAUAUGCCGUUCCACCAUGCGCGCGCUGGCAAAAGCAGCUUCUGAGGCCCAACAGAAGCUCGCAGAGCGGAGCGUUUCUCAAACCGCCGACACCAGCCCCGCGUCCUCUCUCUCCCACCUCCCCGGCUUCGCCCGCAACACAGUCUCCUCCACCACACGCCUCGCCAAGCAGCGGGUUGCCCCCGGCAGCGCCCCCGUUACCGCAGCCACUUCGCCAAAAGCCUCUCCGUUCCAGCGGACCGCCUCGCUCAGACAAUCUCGAAACCGAGUGACCCCGGAGUCAGGCUCAGAGUCCUCUCAGGGCACGUUAAACAGAACAGGGGUCAAACCCUACGGCAAUGCUUUGUCCCCCGUCAUGCAUAACCUUAGGAAAAACAGCGGCAGUUUAUCCGACAAGUCGGGCUAUUCCCGAGACUCGCAACAUGACAAGCCUCUCAAACCUAUCUGGAGGUAG